This is a messenger RNA of Plasmodium gonderi, 783 nucleotides long. RefSeq names its product CDK-activating kinase assembly factor. Gene Ontology annotation, cellular component: transcription factor TFIIH holo complex. The coding region runs from base 1 to 783 and encodes 260 amino acids. The record is from RefSeq and is a predicted model, not a curated record. Lineage: Eukaryota; Apicomplexa; Aconoidasida; Haemosporida; Plasmodiidae. The transcript has a single exon. Gene Ontology annotation, biological process: DNA repair; regulation of transcription by RNA polymerase II; regulation of cyclin-dependent protein serine/threonine kinase activity.
AUGGAUGAAUACAAAUGUACAUGUUGCUUUGAUGACAUAUACAUAAACAGUGAAAAGAAACUGUUCUACAUUGACAUAUGUAAACAUAAGAUAUGUGGAGAAUGCAUAGAAGACCAUUUGAACAAACACAACAAGCAGCAUUGCCCCCGUUGUAAGAUACCCGUGACAAAAAAAAAUGUUGUCUCCUUUGAUAUAGAAGAAAGAAUAUAUUUCAAUCAGAAAAAUAUAAGGUCCAAAUUGACUGAAAUUUUUAAUAAAAAAAGACACAACUUUGAUACUACGCCAUUAUACAAUAGCUACUUGGAGCAAAUUGAAGAUAUUAUUUAUAUGCUAACUAAUGAAUGUGAUGAAAAAAAAAGGAAAAUAAUUGAAGAUUAUAUUAAAAAAUAUGAAAAAGAAAAUCAGAAAUUAAUUGAAGAAAAUAAUGUUCUUAUUUAUGAAAAUGAAAAAAAAAAAAUUCAUGAUAUUGUGAAAAAAGAAGGCAAUUUUUAUGAAAUAACGAAGCAUAGGUCUAUUAUAAACAAAUCCCAUAAUGAAACAUUUGUACAUUCAUUAGUUAAGGAAAACCCAAAAUUAUUUGAUGAAAUAAAAGUAACCAAAAUUACCGAAUCACAGCCACAACCUUUAAAUCCAGCUAUUAAACAGGAUACCGAUAUACCUAGGCGAAGAUUUUCUUCUGAACAAGAUUUAAAAAAAUCGGACUAUGCAGGGGGGUACGAUUCUUCCAUUGUUUUUAAAAGGUGUGACACGGAGUUUAAUUCCACAAUAUACCUUAACAUAUGA